Molecule: messenger RNA, 522 nt
Organism: Solanum pennellii
Lineage: Eukaryota; Viridiplantae; Streptophyta; Magnoliopsida; Solanales; Solanaceae
Exons: 2
Coding region: 1-522 (173 amino acids)
Source: RefSeq, a predicted model, not a curated record
AUGCCGUUUGUGGUACAAGAUGAGAUAAGAAAAGAUGAAGAGGUGUUGGAAACUAGUGUAGAAUUGGUGAACAAAAUGGCGAAAGAAGCAGAGGUACCUCAGAAAUUGGUACCUAUUCCUAGACCUCCACCCCCAUUCUCUCAGAAAUUGGUGAAGAAGACCGAGGAUGAUAUGGUUAAGAAGAAGAGAUCAGUAGGUUUUGAGGAUGAUGACCGAAUGCAGCAUUGUAGUGAUUUUGCUACAAGGUGUCUUGUGCAGAAAAAAGAAGAUUCAGGCGUGUUCACUAUUCCAUGUAGCAUCGGAUUAUUACACUUUGCUAAAACACUAUGUAAUCUAGAUGCAAGCAUAAACCUCAUGCCUCUUUCCAUUUAUAAGAAAUUGGGUUUGGGUGACCCAAAGUGUACUGUAAUGCGGUUACUGAUGGCUGAUCGAACAAUUAAGAAGCUCAUUGAGAUACUCCAUGAUGUGCUCGUGAAAGUGAAGUUGUUUAUAUUUUCAGCCGAUUUUGUGAUUCUUGACUGA